UUUUGGCAAAUACAUCGAAAAUUGGUGCAUUCGAGUGCAACAGGUUGUUUCACAUGUAUUCGUGAGCUUGCGUGAAUUAGUUUUGAGCAUGCGCAUGAACUUCAUUUUCAAAACAUUGUUUACCUUUCCUCGGAUGAAAUUCACUAGUCGAGCAGAUGUUACAAAUCAGUUGUUCUGCAGUGACUCUCCGAAUUUCAUUUGAAAAUGCGAAAAUUUUGGGAUUGUAUUUCAAAAAAAGGCAGCUCUAAUCGGUAUUCAAUCCCUAAUAUACAAAGUCUUCCUGAUGGAGUUUUGCAAACAAUUUUCCUCAACCUCGACUUCGCGAGUCGCAAAGCUGCCACCCUGGUGUGUCACCGGUGGAAUCGGCUGGCAUUCCACCCGGAAACGGUCAUCCUCACGGUCGAUCUGUAUCCCUUCACGCAUCGGAACAUCGUUCCGGAAGCAACGUUCAGACGACGGCUUCUUGCGAGUCGCAGACCGUACCGUAAUCUGGACCUAAUAGUCUGCCAGCGUGACUUUGUGGUGGACAUUUUGCGGAAAUUUUCGCACUGUCUCAAGUUUCUUCGCCUGCAGUGUCGCUUCGAGAAGGAGCACGUCCGGGAAGUGUUGGAUUUGUGCCCGAAUUUGGCAGCACUGGAUAUUACGAACAGUAUUUUCAUUUGGGAAUUUCACGAAAAGGUCGCGCUUCGUCCGUUGACCAAUUUGCAACAGCUGCGUGCAAAUUACAGCUUUAGGAAUUUGUCUGAUCAUGAUUUUCGAAUACUUUUCCCAACCCUCACAGAGUUGACGAUUCGACAUGGGAUUAGAGAAGUGGAUCUUGGAUAUUACAGCCGGAACUUGACACGAUUGGAAGUUGUUGAUUGUUCUUUCAAGCAUGAUGAUUCGAUCUGGAACAUGGAGUUCCCAAGGUUGGAACACUUUAAACUACAUGCAGAUUUCUAUGACUCUGCGAGUACCGAAAGCUCCAAGGUUGAACACUUCCUGUCACGAUGUGGAGACUUGAAAACAAUUUCGCUGAAGCGCGUCACUGGAAUUCCAAACUUCAUCCAGAAUCUUGCCCUGAUUUGUCCUAACCUCAAAGAACUCACACUGGAGACGUGCUGCAAGUUUCCGGAGUCCCUCAGCGAAAACUUCUGGCACUACGUUCUGGCUCUGCAACACCUGGAACAAUUCGGCCUUCAACUAGGGGACGUUGUACUAACAAUCCCACCCAUUACUAACACCUUACCAAAGCUGACUUCUCUGCGCCAUCUCGCGCUAAGAUCAUACAAAGUCUCCCAUGUUGCCAGUCUAAACCGCUUCCUGGAGCACGUCUUUCCAGCGCUGACUCAUCUACAGAUCAUGAGCAGUCCGGAGAUCGUUUCACCCGAAAAUGUUCCCUUCCCUAACCUCAAAAACCUUCAAACCCUUCAUCUAAUUGACCGCUCGGACGCCUACCAGCACCUCACGCCUCAACAAGCUUGGAGAUCGCUCCACUGCAAGUUCCUGUCCGGACUCCAGUCGCUUCCAGCUCUUUCCGAGCUGAUCAUCGACUUUCAAAAAUUUCAUCUCGAAAACAUCACCCCAGCGUUGACCAACAUUCGAACCGUGGCGAGCAGUUGCGACAUCAGUCGCAAACAGUGGGAAAAGCUGGCAACACUGAUGCCGAAUUUGACAGCUGUCAAGUUGGGCUUCCGGAAUUAUGGGGUGGCCGACGACCGCAUGGGGAACGCGAAAAUGGCGCGCAAACUAUUCCCCAAAUGUCGGCUCGAAAGUUACUGCCGGUGCCGGAAGCGGUACGAGUUGCCCAAAGGUGGACAGUGGGUUUACAGGGACUCGCUCAAAGGAUGGAGCGCAAUUUAUGAUAUGUAUUGAGUGGAAUUUACAGAAAAUUGUGAAACGAAAGCUUUGAAAUGUAUGAAAAAUCAUUUAAAAUAGCAAGCUUCAAAUUGAUUGGUUACAGAUUUUUAUUCCGACUCACACAUUAGUUUCAGUUUGAAUUGAAAAUUAAAAGGGCAUUUCAAUAAAUUUAUUUUGGUAUAAAUAGUGCCUCCGAACAAAAAUUAAUUUGCGCUGAAAAAACGUUUUCAGAAUGAAGUUCCCAUUGCUGCUCAUCUUUUCGAUUGCGCUUUUGGCACUAAACUUGAAUGUUUGCUCGGCCGAAGACAUCGCUGGGCCCCCUGUCGUGUUCACUAAACGGUUUUUUAAAACGUGUCAAAGGAUCCCCGGGAAUCUCCGGGCAUGUCCCCCCGUUCAGCAUGAAUAGUAUUAGAUUGUAUGCUAGAAGUCCCUGUAGAUAAAAGGAAGACACUAGUAGUCGGUAUUAGCAACGGUGGCCGACAGCAAUAAAGUACACUUUGUUUUCGUAUGCUGAAAAUGAAUAAAUGAAGUGGAAAAUGAAUUCCGAACAUAAUGUUAUUCAUUUUCAUCCCAGCGAUCUAUCAAAUGAGGUUUGAUGUAAACAUAAUUAGAUGAAUAAAGUUUUUCACAAAAAAAAAUACAUAAA
Culex quinquefasciatus (southern house mosquito) is the source of this 2485-nucleotide messenger RNA. RefSeq lists its product as uncharacterized. Gene Ontology annotation, biological process: SCF-dependent proteasomal ubiquitin-dependent protein catabolic process. The record is from RefSeq and is a predicted model, not a curated record. The transcript is spliced from 5 exons. The coding region runs from base 205 to 1854 and encodes 549 amino acids. NCBI's taxonomy places the organism in Eukaryota, Metazoa, Arthropoda, Insecta, Diptera, Culicidae. Gene Ontology annotation, molecular function: protein binding. Gene Ontology annotation, cellular component: SCF ubiquitin ligase complex.